AUGUCAAACGAAACAUUCGAACAAAACGAACCAAAACCAACUAAAGUUGAAGAAUUACAACCAGGUGAUGUAGAAGCUGUUGAAGAUUCAACUCCAGUUAGAGAAAUUACUCAAACUGAUCAUAUUAAUAAAGCAAUGUUACAGAUAUAG
Molecule: messenger RNA, 150 nt
Organism: Dictyostelium discoideum AX4
Lineage: Eukaryota; Evosea; Eumycetozoa; Dictyosteliales; Dictyosteliaceae
Exons: 2
Coding region: 1-150 (49 amino acids)
Source: RefSeq, a predicted model, not a curated record